CCGGGGGUGGAGUGAGCCGAAAGCUUGAAUCAACGACAGUCGCACACGUUGAACAACGAAAUUUUGGAAGAGUCAACUGCAACAUAAAGUCCGAUGCUGAGUAACUUAGAAACGUGUUUAACGCUGGUUUCAUCGAUCCCAUAAUGAUUGUCCCUGUUGUUACGAUGCCACUCUUUCGCCGACACAUCGGCGUUCCGGACAAGGAUCGGGCUUUCCAUCUCUUAGCUCCGGAAUAGAACGACAAAAGGGAGAAGCGUUAGAGUGAAGCUCUAAAGUUUCCCUGAAUAGAGCUUGGAUCUUACAAUUACGGUAUUAUUACGUCCCGACUACCCCUAAGUUUAACAAGUCAUGCUAUGUUGACAACACCCUACGCUAACUACUGACAUUAUUGGAAAGCGCCAUAGCUCCUGCGAACUACAUUACUUACUCUUGCCCCUGAAUCUGUCCUUAACUUCUUAAUUUCUCCUGCCUUUCCUGUCUUUCCGCAAUUUCGAUACGCAAGCGACGCGCAAGCAAAUACUUCGAAAUGGGAUCCAACAGCACCAACAACUUCAACGCCGCCUCGCUCUUCAGCGUGGAGGGUAUGGUCGCCGUUAUCACCGGCGGCGGAACUGGCAUCGGUCUCACUAUGGCCCAAGCCCUCGCCGCCAACGGCGCCUCCAAGAUCUACCUCCUCGGCCGCCGUAAAUCCGUCCUCGACACCGCCGCCCUUCAGAACCCCUCCGUCUUCAUUCCCAUCCAAUGCGACGUCACCUCUGCGUCAUCCCUCCAGUCCGCAGUCGAUAUCAUUACUGAGCAGUCCGGAUUCGUCAACCUCUUCGUUGCCAACUCCGGCGUGCUUGGACCCACUAACGGGUUUGACCCCUCCAUGUCCCUGUCGGAGAUUCGGCAGAAGAUGUUCGAUGAGAAGACAAUGAGCGCAAUGACGGAUUGUUUGAAUGUUAACGUUACGGGUGCGUUUUUCAGCAUUGUGGCGUUUUUGGAACUCUUGGAUAUGGGGAAUAAGAAUGCGGUUGAAGGGAAGGGAAGUAAGGUCUUUGGACGGAGGGAUAAGCAGGGGAGUGAUGUGCCGAGUGUGCAGAGUCAAGUUAUUGUUACUAGUAGCAUUGCUGCUUUCAGUCGUCACCCAGCGUCCAAGCCGGCAUACGCGGCGGGUAAGGCGGCGGUUUUGCACCUUGCCAAGCAGGCCAGCUCGAAUUUGGCGAGGUUUGGGAUUCGGGUGAAUGCGCUUGCACCUGGAUUGUUCCCAUCUGAGCUCGCGUCCGGGCUGAUUGGAAGUCGAGACCCCGGCACUGAAUCCAGCGACGACCCGCGGUUCAUUCCCGCCAAAAGAUUUGGCGGGGAGGAGGAGAUGGCGGGCACGAUAUUGUAUCUUGCCAGCCGCGCUGGAAGUUACUGCAACGGCAUGGUGCUCGUGAACGAUGGGGGCCGGUUGGCUGUCAUGCUUGGGAGCUACUGAUUUGGCUGUCAGGGUAACGGUUACACGCAGAUGCCCGGCGGAAUACAUAGACACGCAAACAAUUUAUCUUUCGAAUAGGUAGACAGCAAUAGGAUUUAUCACUCUUGUCGGA
Messenger RNA from Podospora pseudocomata, 1571 nucleotides. RefSeq lists its product as uncharacterized. Bases 527 to 1459 code for a protein of 310 amino acids. The transcript has 3 exons. The record is from RefSeq and is a predicted model, not a curated record. NCBI's taxonomy places the organism in Eukaryota, Fungi, Ascomycota, Sordariomycetes, Sordariales, Podosporaceae. Gene Ontology annotation, molecular function: oxidoreductase activity.